Messenger RNA from Hyalella azteca, 4395 nucleotides. RefSeq lists its product as uncharacterized. The coding region runs from base 780 to 3764 and encodes 994 amino acids. Lineage: Eukaryota; Metazoa; Arthropoda; Malacostraca; Amphipoda; Hyalellidae. The record is from RefSeq and is a predicted model, not a curated record. The transcript is spliced from 2 exons. Gene Ontology annotation, molecular function: magnesium ion binding; tRNA guanylyltransferase activity. Gene Ontology annotation, biological process: tRNA modification.
AUUGCUUGCUGCUGUCUGCUGGCAGAACUCCAAGGGUCUCCUGCUGCACCAAUUGUCUGCCUCCCUCAGAAGCUGAUUUCAUAGCCUGACCAACUCCUCCAAGCUACAGCUCCUCAGCCUCUUCAUCUCAGGAACUGAUACUAGUUCUACUGAAGACUUCGUCCCUCACAAGGCAUUAACAGACGCCUGCUCUUUGUUUAUGUGGUCUUUAAAGCUAUAGAAUUUGAGUUUAUCUAAAUUAUUGUUAGCAAAAUCUGUUUUCUCUUAGACGUUUCAUCUGCUCUGCCCUCUGUGGGAUGUGAAAUGUUCUUAUGACCAAUAGCAUUCUAGACGAGAUCAUCUACUGUGUUUGGCAUAGACAAUAAACUCCUGCUAGGAGUAAUAGAGUCCUACAUUUCACUCUUUUAACAGUUACCUAUUUAUUUCUCUUAGCUUUCAUCUAGGUCUGCAUAUGGUUUUAUUGGGCCUAAAAGAUAUAAAUUCUUUACUGAGAAAACAUUUUACUUACCUAGUAAAUUAUUGGUUCAUGUGUAUGCUAGUUGAGAAGCUCAUGUGCAUUUGUAGAUACUGAUUUCCAUGUGCCUAUUUAUAUGAAUUGAUUUCAUAGGUCAAGUAAAUUUCCGUCCAAAGCCAAGCUUCUAAGAAUAUAUAUAUAACCGUUUUGUAUUUGGAUGUUGUAGAAACUUUAUAUUCCAUUAAACAUUUAAUUCUAAUUCUAUAACAUUGAGCAAUAACUUCAUGACGUCAUUUGUACUUCAGUUCAUGGUAGCCUGUCUUUGAUGUUUGGUUUUCCAUUCUUAAAAAUCUGUGUAGUAACUUUUCCUUCUAUUUUUUCUUGCAGGGUUAAGGUAUUAAAUUCUACCAUAUUUAGAACAAUGGCCAACUCUAAGUUUUCUUACGUGCGUUCCUUUGAAAGAAACGAUGCUUUAGCCCCCGACCACUGGAUUGUUGUGAGUCUAGUGAACCAGAACGACAAAUUCCGACGCCAUGUUUACCGCGACAAAGACAGUCGCAUGAAGUUUGCAUACCUCCUGCGGCAGAGCAGCAAUGAAGUCAUGCAGCAGUUCAAAGAACUCAAGCUUGCAUAUCUCCACUCCCAGUCCGUGCAUUUUGUGUUCGACAAAACAACAUCCGCAUACCAGAGGCGCUGUGCUAAACUGGUCUCUUACUUUGCCAGUUGUCUUACUUCUUCCUGUGUUUCUAACUGGGAAGAAUUCAUGAAAACUCCUGUGCUCCACACUCCGUGUUUUACAGGGAAGGUCUAUCUCCUCCCUUCGGACCAACAUCUGCGAGAUUUUGUUACAAUGCAUCACAUGAACCAUCAUGGCGAAAAUCUCAAACUGACUCUAGAAGAAGCCAUCAGCAGCCAGGGCGACAAAACACUAGGUUCAGGUUCAUCCAAUGAAAUGUGCAUCAGUGACACACCCGCUGUUACCUCGGAAUCAUCAAACUGUGUUGAAGAAAAUGGUCCAAAAGAUGAUAUUUCUGCCAAGGAUGUGCCAACUGAUGAUGAAUCUCAAGAGUCCCCUGAGAGGAAUGAUCUUCCUGAAGGUGCUACAGACGCCCUUACAGGGAGUGUUGAUGACGACCAAUUGCUUGCUUCCAUCAGCACCUCUGAAUUGACCAAGACAGCAAAAAGUUCAAGUCCUAAAACCAAUGGAAAAUCAAAACGCGCUGGCAUUUCUUCAGCCUCUAAAGCCUUCUACAACGAGCAACUCUUCUCUCGCUUUGGCAUUAACUACAACAAUGAGCCUGAGAUACUGAAGAAAGGUGUGUUCUUGGUCAGGCAAAAGAUCCCUGUUACUAUACUCAAGGGUGUGAGAUUACCCACUAGAGUGUAUUUCUAUAUCGAAGAUUUGACAAAAGAUGAUUUUUGGAAAGACAUCCUUGAGGACAAAACUGUCCUCAAGGCCAAGUUUGAGAAGCUGCUCAAGUUCGAGAGGUUGGAGUCUCUCACGCCGCAUGCGUGGGUGGUGGUGCGCAUAGACGGCAGAGCUUUCCACAAGCUCUCCAAGCAACACAACUUCGAGAAACCCAACGACCUGCGCGCCAUUCAGCUCAUGAACAUCGCUGCUGCCACCGUCAUGCACUGGAUGCCUGAUAUCGUCAUCAGUUACGGCGAGAGCGACGAGUACAGUUUCGUGUUUGACCGAUACGGAUCGCGGUACCCGAGGUCUACUAGUGCACUAGUUGCCCAAUGCGUGUCUCUGUUCACUGGAGCUUACGUGAAGAACUGGAGGAUGUGCUUCGGGGAGGACUGUCGCUUGAAAACCCUGCCUGUGUUCGACGGAAGGAGUAUUGAAUAUCCUACGAACACAUCCUUGAGGGAUUACCUCAGCUGGCGGCAGGCUGACUGUCAUAUUAAUAACUUGUACAACACCGCGUUCUGGGGUCUCAUCAACUUGAGAGGUUACUCCAAUGUUGAGGCUGAUAAAAAGCUUAGCGGGACUUUCUCGCGGGACAAGCGGGCAUUACUCCUGGAAAUGGGCAUAGAGUAUGAUGAGGAACCUACCAUCCACCGCAAAGGUAGCGUCAUUUACCGCAAGCGCGUCAAGGCACGAACGCAGAACAAGCUGAAGGCGGCGAGCGCUAUUGUGAGGGAGGCUCGUAAGGAUGGCCGUAGCGCUGCCUGGUGGAACGCUGAGUGUGAGGCCGCUAAGGCCAAGAGAAACAACCUCCGCAAGUUGUAUGAGGUGUCGCCGUCUCAAGAAACUCUCAGGAGUUUGUUGGAAGAAGAAAUUAAUGCCAGAAAAGUCAUUAGGAAUGCCAAGGCGAAAUUUAACGCAAGUUUCACACUAACGCAUCCAGCCAUAGAGGUUUCAUCUGACGAAACUAAGUCUUUGUCUACAAGCAAAGACUCAGAUUCAACGCUCACGAACACUUCGACGUCAAACACAUCAAGUGAUUCAAGUUCUGAAAAGUUGCUGGAAGGUGAAAAGCCUCUCAGUUCUGUGGCCCUGGCUUCUGGUCACGUGGCCGAAGACCUUGAAAUGAUUCCAGCCACGUUAUCGACUGAGAAACCGCGGGACAAUAAAGAGACACCAUCUCGGUUUUUCAACAAAAAGGGCAAGUCAUGGUGGACGUACGAGUGUCAUAACGCAAAGGUGUCUCGCAUGGAGACCAUGAAGGCAUUCAAAAAAGAUCCUACACAGGAGAAUGAAUUCAAGUUCCGCAUGGCAAGCCUGCAGUUCCGAGUCCUGGUCUCCAAGUCCAAGGCUGAGAUGCGGGAGAUGAGAAAAAUGUCUGCUAAAGAUCGUCAGAAGAAAGUGAAGGUAGUUGAGCAAAAAUGUGAAGCUGAUGAUGAAAAGAAAGUCUCAACAAUCGCAAUGGGACUGACAGACAAAGCAGAAGCAUCAAAAGAUGCGCAUAAGUCAAUAAGUAUUGGUGAUGAACAGAACUUGGAUUCUGAAUUCCACAGGAUGAAAAUUGAAUCGCCAAAACCCGAGAAAGAUUUUAGUGAUGAAACCGAAAACCCAAAAGCUGGAGAAAACAUUACCAUCGACGUACCCAAAAUGAACAUUACUCCACCCAUCGGUACUGAACCUAACGAAAGUGUGAAGUCAAAGACAUCCGAGUUGGACAAGCUGGCAGACGGUCGUUUGAAGACCAUCUCCGAGCAGGUGGCCAGACAUCAGGUCUUCAUCUCGUCGCUGCAGAACGAUCUGGUGCUUUGUUUUGACGACGUCAUCGGACACGAGUUCUGGCGCAAGAACAAACACCUUCUCGGUACCGAGAAAUCUGCUUUGGCCUUCGAAGAUUUGUAAAUCUGAUGCAUUUAUCUGCUAUGUUUCAAAUUUCAUUGAUGUCAUAACAUGCAGUAUGUUUAGUUAGGUUUAGUCAUUAGCCAGUUUUUGAUUUUGAGGUAUUGGAAAGCAGUAGCGGUGGCAUUUUGUAAGAACGAAAAAAGACUUUACAUUAAAAUGUCCUGGUGCAUUGAUCCAGUCUUAGGCCUUUAUUCUAAGGUAUCUUCUAGUGUUCCUGAAGACAUGCGUAUGGUUUUGGCUGUGAAACAUUUUAGUAUAUAUGUUGGUCCCUAUUGUACAACAAGGAGAAGCCAGGGUAUUGCUUGCACAGGAGGGUUGGAUUGCCAGCUACAUAAUCUGUACCUUUCAUCUGUUUAUUCCGUAAAAUAUUCUCUUAUAACAUUUAUUUUGUGUCUUAACCCUGAAACUAGGCCUGUUAUUGAAGUUUUCAGGAUUAGCUCGACUUCUUUAGUGUUCAACAAAGGAACUUUGCUUAGGAGUCUUUGUUUUGUGCAGAUCUAAUGAACGUUAGGCAGGCAUUUCUGUUUUUUGGCUUGAACAAAUUAAUGUUGCCUACGGAAUUUUAUUUUCUAUCAAAGAAACGAACAGUACGUACGGGUUUUACUUCUGUGUUUAAUAAAUGAACUUUGCA